Cladophialophora psammophila CBS 110553 is the source of this 1827-nucleotide messenger RNA. RefSeq lists its product as uncharacterized. Gene Ontology annotation, molecular function: NADP binding; flavin adenine dinucleotide binding; N,N-dimethylaniline monooxygenase activity. Lineage: Eukaryota; Fungi; Ascomycota; Eurotiomycetes; Chaetothyriales; Herpotrichiellaceae. Bases 1 to 1827 code for a protein of 608 amino acids. The transcript is spliced from 7 exons. The record is from RefSeq and is a predicted model, not a curated record.
AUGGUACAACAAAUCGUCUGGGAUCCCUUUUCAGGGGAAGGUCCACCACUGUUCAAAGCCGUUAGUCACGAUGAAGAGUUUGAGGAGAAGACAAAUGGCGUGCCAGACAAGUCGGAAACAAGUUCGACGCCGGUGGUCACCAGUCAUAGCAAGAAACCGCACGCAAACCCCUGGUACAGGCAGAACUUUGGGGAUUUCCAGAUCACGGAGGAGCCCAUGUAUCAAUGUGACCGAAAACUGCGAGUUAUUUGCACGGGAGCCGGCGCCACGGCUCUCCAGGUGGCGUACAAAUUUGGCAAGCUCAUGGAAGAUGUCGACGUAGUCUUGUACGAGAAGAAUGAUGCGGUUGGGGGCACUUGGCUGGAGAACAGAUACCCUGGGUGUGCCUGCGACAUUCCUUCCCACGCCUAUCAAUUCAGUUGGAACCGCAAUCCCAACUGGAGUUCCUUCUACUCUCCUGCUGCUGAGAUCCUGAAAUACUUGCAGGAUACUGCAGACAAGUUUGAUCUCCACCGAUUUGUGAGACUGAGGCACAGAGUUUGUCAGGCCAACUGGAACGACGACUCAGGGAAGUGGGUUUUCAAGGUGGAGCGACCUGAUGGGAGCACCUUCACGGACGAAGCCGAUAUCUUUCUCAAUACGAGCGGUGCUUUGAAUGUAUGGAAGUACCCCAAUAUUCCCGGUCUACAAUCUUUCAAGGGCAACUUAAUGCACACGGCUUCGUGGGACACCACUGUGGACUUACGAGACAAAGUGGUGGCUGUUAUCGGUUCCGGUUCUUCUGCAAUCCAAGUUGUGCCAGGUGUAGCACCACAUGUGAAACAGUUGCUGAACUUUGUGCGGUCGCCAGUGUGGCUCAGCCCCGGCUUCGCGGCCAAGUACGCCGGGCCGGAAGGGUCGAAUUUCAAGUACAGCGAAGAGCAGAAGGAAUUGUUUCGAAAAGACCAGGCGGCAUAUGUUGAUUAUAUUCGAAAUAUUGAGGAAGACCUCGGAAACAGAUUUCGCCAGCAACACGAAGACAGUGAAAUUCAGCUUGCCGUUCGCGAAGCCAUGGCAGCUCGCAUGAGAGCAAAGCUCGGAAAGGACGAGAUCGCCGACUAUCUGAUCCCCAACUUCGGCCUGGGAUGUCGGCGGCUCUCUCCUGGUGACGAGUAUAUGGCCUGUUUUACCAGGGAUAAUGUCGAGAUGAUUCGAUCGGGGGUCGCCCGUGUCACCGAGGACGGCGUCGUUGACGAUAAAGGCAAGGACUAUGCUGUGGACAUCAUCGUCUGCGCCACCGGCUUCGACACCUCCUUCACCCCAUCUUUUCCCAUCAUUGGACGGAACGGAGUUGAUUUGAAAAGCUUUUAUGGGCAUUUCCCACGAGGCUACCUGUCCAUCAUGACUCCUCAUUUCCCCAACUUCUACCAGUUUACUGGCCCCGGUGCCCCUGGCAGUCACGGUCCUUUUUUUGCAAUCAUCGAGUGGAUGACACGCUACAUGAUGAAAACUCUCCAGAAAAUGCAGAGAGAGAACAUCAAGGCACUGGAGCCCACCGCCGCGGCGUCGCGUGAUUACUACAACUGGUGCCAUACCAUGUUCAAACGGCUCGUUUACAGUCAGCCGUGCGCUUCGUGGUAUAAGAAUGGGAACCACAACGGCCCAGUGACGGCGCAGUACCCUGGCUCACGACUUCACUGGUACGAACUUCUCGGGGAACCUCGAUACGAGGAUUUCCGAAUCACUUACAUAACCAACAACAAAUUCCAAUUUCUUGGAAACGGGUUCACCCGGAAUGACGUGGAUCAGACGAACCUGACUUGGUUCAUGGAUGCACCUGAAAUAUAA